AUGUCCUCCACCUCCUCGGAAGGCCUGAAGCGCCGGCGUGAGGAGCACCAACUCGCCGUGCAGCAAUAUUGUGAUGACCCGCGCCGCCAUCGGUACCCUCGCAUUGAUGCGUGGUCAUUUGCAAUCAGCGGCAACCCCUCGUAUGGGGCUAGCCAUGAUGGACGUGCAGACGCGGAGGGGACGCAGACAGACAGCUGCGUGCACGUAUCGUCGUCGAUAAGGGUGAACUGUGGAAGCAGCAUUACGACCAACACGGAUCGCCACCUCUGCCCCUACGCUGCAUCAGCGCACCCCGUCAGUGCCUCGUUGGCCCUCUCCUCUGCGCAGUCGUCGUCACUCCCGCCGCCGUCGUGUCGGUCAGCACGGCGUGCUUGCGGUGACAGCGAGAUGACGCUCACGCUUCGUUCAAUCUGCAUCUGGGUCGUGCGUGGUGACAGCAGCCGGCGGUGCUCCUUCCUCGUUCAGCCGACGUUCGUGUACACUUGGCACUGCAGCAGCACAUCUUGCGAAAGCGCUGGCGAGGAGCAGGCAGGUCUCGAGGUACAGGAAACCGUGAGGUGUCGAGUCAGCUCAUCCACUGCGACACGUGGCAAUAGCGCGAAUGUCAUGCGGACGACGGCCAUGAACAGAACCGCGCCCUUCGCCGUUGGUUCGCCAACAGCACCGGGACCGGCUACGAUGUCCGGCCUCUUUGGAGGGUCUUCCAGUCCUCUCUGCCACAACGAGGAGGCGUCGAACCCGGCUGUCACGUCCAACAUCUCCGACGACAUCUUCGCGGACGGCUACUCCUACGAGGCGACACAGAUCUCACGUUGUCGCUCUAUCCCGACGUGUUUGUCAGGACUAGAGGAGUGCGCCAGCAGACUGGGCAGCUGCACCCCCGCCCUCUUCGUCGACUGCCUCAUCAAGUGCGCGCAGGAUGAAGCGGCCGUCGCCUUGGAUGACCGCCAUGGGUGGGUACACUUGUAUCGCGGGCGCCAUAUCGCGACAGAGGCUGGGCGUACACGCCUUUUGAGGGACGUCUUCGCUCUUGGCGACUUUGGCACCGUAUCUGCUAACUCCAUAUCGUCGUGCGACGAGCUGCCAUCGCUGACCAUAUGUGUGUUCCGCAAAUGCUGA
Leishmania braziliensis MHOM/BR/75/M2904 is the source of this 1119-nucleotide messenger RNA. RefSeq lists its product as hypothetical. Bases 1 to 1119 code for a protein of 372 amino acids. Lineage: Eukaryota; Euglenozoa; Kinetoplastea; Trypanosomatida; Trypanosomatidae. The record is from RefSeq and is a predicted model, not a curated record. The transcript has a single exon.